Molecule: messenger RNA, 558 nt
Organism: Ilex paraguariensis (yerba mate)
Lineage: Eukaryota; Viridiplantae; Streptophyta; Magnoliopsida; Aquifoliales; Aquifoliaceae
Source: the annotation of a GenBank genome assembly
AUGGUUUCUAGUGAAGCUAGUCGAACAGUUGUUGGUAUUAUAGGGAACGUAAUUUCGCUAUUCUUGUUCUUGUCACCAGUGCCAACUUUCCUUCGUAUAUGGAAAAAAGGAGCGGUUGAACAGUACUCACCAGUGCCUUACCUUGCAACCCUAAUCAACUGCGGUCUAUGGGUGUUGUACGGACUGCCCAUGGUGCACCCACAUAGCACCCUGGUGGUGACCAUCAACGGGACAGGGUUUGCCAUUGAGCUGGUUUACGUGUUCAUCUUUAUCAUAUAUUCUGACAGAAAGAAGAGGCUGAGAGUGGUUCUAACAAUGCUUGCUGAGUUCGUCUUCCUCGCUGUUCUCGUCCUUCUGGUUCUAAACCUAGCACAUACUACUAAGCUUCGGUCUUUGAUCGUCGGAAGCAUAUGUAUAGUGGGUAACAUCCUAAUGUAUGCUUCACCCUUAUCUGUCAUGGUUAGUCGAUCUCCUCCAUUAUCAGAACUGCUGUAUGGUCUCAUGUACUUGUUUGUAAGAUUAAUUAUUGAUUGUUGUCAUGAAAUUUUGAAUGAUUAA